Messenger RNA from Tachyglossus aculeatus (Australian echidna), 2409 nucleotides. RefSeq names its product leucine rich repeat containing 4B (gene LRRC4B). Lineage: Eukaryota; Metazoa; Chordata; Mammalia; Monotremata; Tachyglossidae. Gene Ontology annotation, molecular function: protein binding. The record is from RefSeq and is a predicted model, not a curated record. The transcript has 3 exons. Gene Ontology annotation, cellular component: plasma membrane. The coding region runs from base 105 to 2333 and encodes 742 amino acids.
AGCUCCUGUACUCAGAGAGACGCCUGCUUGAGGAAUCGCGCCCCUGGGACAUCAGAAAGGCCCCACGGUGCCUAAGGCUACCCCCCGGAGCAUGAGCAGAGAAGAUGGCCGGUGCCCACCGCUGCCCACGCCCCGGCUCCCCGCCGCCCUCCUCCUGGUCCUCCUGCGCCUCUUGGGCCUCCGCUAGGAUGUCCUGGCCCCGCCAGGCCCUGCUUUUCCUCUGGCUCUUCUCCCCACCCCUGGGGUGGGUGGGAGCGGCGGCGGGGGCCGGCGGGGGCUCUCCGCCCGCUACCUCCUGCCCGUCGGCCUGCUCCUGCAGCAACCAGGCCAGCCGGGUCAUCUGCACGAGGCGCGAGCUGGCUGAGGUGCCGCCCAGCAUCCCCGUCAACACGCGCUACCUGAAUCUGCAGGAGAACGGCAUCCAGGUGAUCCGCACGGACACCUUCAAGCACCUGAGGCACCUGGAGAUCCUGCAGCUGAGCAAGAACCUGGUGCGCAAGAUCGAGGUGGGCGCCUUCAACGGGCUGCCCAGCCUGAACACGCUGGAGCUGUUCGACAACCGGCUGAGCACGGUGCCCACGCAGGCCUUCGAGUACCUGUCCAAGCUGCGCGAGCUGUGGCUGCGCAACAACCCCAUCGAGAGCAUCCCCUCGUACGCCUUCAACCGCGUGCCCUCCCUGCGCCGCCUGGACCUGGGCGAGCUGAAGCGGCUGGAGUACAUCUCGGAGGCGGCCUUCGAGGGGCUGGUCAACCUGCGCUACCUCAACCUGGGCAUGUGCAACCUGAAGGACAUCCCCAACCUGACGGCCCUGGUGCGGCUGGAGGAGCUGGAGCUGUCGGGCAACCGGCUGGACCUCAUCCGGCCGGGCUCCUUCCAGGGGCUGACCAGCCUGCGCAAGCUCUGGCUGAUGCACGCCCAGGUGGGCACCAUCGAGCGCAACGCCUUCGACGACCUCAAAUCCCUGGAGGAACUCAACCUGUCGCACAACAACCUGAUGUCGCUGCCCCACGACCUGUUCACCCCGCUGCACCGGCUGGAGCGGGUCCACCUGAACCACAACCCGUGGCACUGCAACUGCGACGUCCUGUGGCUCAGCUGGUGGCUCAAGGAGACCGUGCCCAGCAACACCACCUGCUGCGCCCGCUGCCACGCCCCCGCCCCCCUCAAGGGCCGCUACAUCGGCGAGCUGGACCAGAGCCACUUCACCUGCUACGCGCCGGUCAUCGUGGAGCCCCCCACCGACCUCAACGUCACCGAGGGCAUGGCGGCCGAGCUCAAGUGCCGCACAGGCACCUCCAUGACGUCCGUCAACUGGCUGACGCCCAACGGGACCCUCAUGACGCACGGCUCCUACCGGGUGCGCAUCUCCGUCCUGCACGACGGCACCCUGAACUUCACCAACGUGACCGUCCAGGACACGGGCCAGUACACCUGCAUGGUCACCAACUCGGCGGGCAACACCACCGCCUCGGCCACGCUCAACGUGUCCGCCCUGGACCCCGCCGGGGGGCCGGCCGGGGGGCCGGGGGGCGGCCCCGGGGGCGCCGGGGGCGCCGGCGGGGGCUACACCUACUUCACCACGGUCACCGUGGAGACCCUGGAGACCCAACAGGGAGAGGAGCUGAUCCUGCGGGCCACGGAGAAGGAAAAGCCGGGCCCCACGGCGGCCGGGGGCUGGGGCGGAGCGGGCGUACCGGCCUCCGGUGCCGGGGGAGGCGGGGGCGCGGCCGCGGCCUCCUCCUCGUCCUCCUCCUCCUCCACCACGGCCCCCGCCCCGCGCUCCGCCCGGCCUACGGAGAAGGCCUUCACCGUGCCCAUCACGGACGUGACCGAGAACGCCCUCAAGGACCUGGACGACGUCAUGAAGACCACCAAGAUCAUCAUCGGCUGCUUCGUGGCCAUCACCUUCAUGGCCGCCGUCAUGCUGGUGGCCUUCUACAAGCUGCGCAAGCAGCACCAGCUGCACAAGCACCACGGGCCCACACGCACCGUGGAGAUCAUCAACGUGGAGGACGAGCUGCCCGCCGCCGCCGCCGCCGCCGCCGCAGCCGCUGCCGGGGGGCUGCCCGGGGGUGGGCCCGGUGGUGGGCCCGGAGGCGGCGGCGGCGGCGGGGACAGUCGCCUGGCCCUGCCCGCCCUGGAGCACGACCACCUGAACCACCACCACUACGUGGCCGCGGCCUUCAAGGCGCACUAUGGCGGCGGCGGCGGCGGCGGCGGCAAUCCCCCCGGGGGCGGCGGGGGCAAGGGACCCCCGGGCCUCAACUCCAUCCACGAACCCUUGCUGUUCAAGAGCGGCUCCAAGGAGAACGUACAAGAGACCCAGAUCUGAGCCCGGGGGGCCCUGGGGACCACCCCCCAAAUCUCCCCCGAGGCGGCGGCCGGACUGGAGACGGCGAAGGCCCGGA